This is a messenger RNA of Rhodofomes roseus, 1066 nucleotides long. RefSeq lists its product as uncharacterized. The record is from RefSeq and is a predicted model, not a curated record. Bases 50 to 655 code for a protein of 201 amino acids. The transcript is spliced from 4 exons. NCBI's taxonomy places the organism in Eukaryota, Fungi, Basidiomycota, Agaricomycetes, Polyporales, Fomitopsidaceae.
CUCAAACCAUGUCUGAAACUUUGUUCUCGCCCGCCUCUUGACGUCGCUCAUGGGCCCGAGCGCUGGGCAUGAUCAUCCUAACCUCAGCGAUGAUCUGCAUACUACGCCGCCGCUUCACCCACGUUCUACACAGGAUCAUGACCUCGGCGAGGCCAGCCACAUGCACAACCAGUUACAGGACACAACCAAGGAAUUGACCAUGCGGUGCUUGCCGUCGGCCAUCGUCUCCUCGGGGUCGAGGCAGAGCCCGUUGUCGGCGGUGACUAGCUGGUACGGCGGUCACGGUACACAUACAGAGAUGUUUGAAGGGAUUUUAUUCGCCGUUGAACGAGCGAUAAACGACCUAGUAGUCAUCCCGUCUCCCAGCUACGUCCCCUACUGCUUCUUCUUGCCGAACAGCUUGCUCAGCACACCCUUCGAUUUACCCUGUUCCUUGUUGUAUGCCGCCGCGUUCUUUUUGAGCGCCUUUUGCGACGAGUGGUCUAUCUUCCGCAUCCUGCGAUUCCAGGCGAUCCACGCCUUCUCGUACUCGUCGAACGUCUUGAAGUGUUCGCGCUGUGGCUGGUCGAGCGGGCCACGGGCGACCAAUCCAGGUUCGAAAUACUCCCGUUCGAGGAGGUCGACGGAGUCGAAGUCCUCGCGUGCCUCCAGGUAGAGGUCAGCAUCGCUGCGGGCCGCUAGGUAUUCCCGUGCGAAGUGGUCGAGGAUCUGGAGAUCGCGCUCCGACAGAGCUUGCUCGCCAUCGCUGCGAGCACUAGUCCGAGGGCGAGCGUUAGAACAAGCUCGAGUCAGGGCUUAAGGACGACCUACGCGAACAUGUAGUCAUCGACAGGACGUGCCACCCCAACAGAAGCUACCGCGACGAGGGCAAGAGGGAGGAAGCUGGACAAACGCAUCUGAGCAAGUACGGUGGGGAAUAUGGGGACAGAAAAAGGAUGGAGGUCGGAUGAGGAUGGACUGGGUGGUCGUCGAAGGGUCGUACUCGUUAGAUUGGACGUAAGAAAUCAAGCAAGGCAACCAGUGCACUCGCUGUCAAUGAGCUCCGAAGAAGAAGACAAAUCUGGGG